UCUCAGUUUGUCACAACAAUAAAAAUACAUUACAUAGAGAAAAUAAAAAUGGAGUGGAGUGGCAUUUUGGUGAUUUUGUCAGUUCUUUUUACAGUUUGUAUAGCAGAAGAGAAGGAACAUGUGUUAACAUUAGACCAUACAAAUUUCACUGACACUGUCUCCAAACACAACUUUAUUGUUGUUGAAUUUUAUGCACCCUGGUGUGGACACUGCAAGAAACUUGCCCCUGAGUAUGAAAAAGCUGCUUCAAUUUUGAGUAGUCAUGAUCCUCCAAUUGUUCUGGCUAAAAUAGAUGCAAGUGAUGAGGCAAAUAGAGGACUUGCAGAGGAAUAUAAGCUCCAAGGCUUCCCAACUAUUAAGAUCCUGAGGGAUGGAGCAAAGAAAGUUCAAGAUUACAACGGUCCUCGCGAAGCAGAUGGCAUUGUGGCUUAUUUGAAGAAACAAGCAGGCCCUCCAUCUCCUGAAAUUAAGUCGAAGGAAGAUGCUGCAAGGCUUGUCGACGAGAAAAAGAUCAUUGUUGUUGGUGUAUUUCCAGAACUCUCCGGAGAGAAAUUUGAGAAGUUUAUUACAUUAGCUGAAAAACUACGAGCUGAUUAUGAUUUUGCUCACACCGUUGAUGCCAAACUCCUCCCUCGGGGUGGACCGGUUGAUAAGCCAACCAUUCGUCUCCUUAAGCCAUUCGAUGAACUCUUUGUUGAUUUUGAGGAUUUUGACGUUGAUGCAGUGGAGAAGUUCAUUGCAGAUGCUAGUAUUCCGAUUGUCACUAUUUUUAACAAAGAUCCAGAAAACCAAGUUUAUGUUAGCAAAUUCUUUAAUGGUCCCAAUGCAAAGGCAUUGCUUUUCGUGAACUUUAGCACUGAGCUCGAUGCUUUUCAAUCCAAGUAUAAGGAUGUUGCGGCCCCUUACAAGGGGGACGGAUUGAGCUUUCUGUUGGGAGAUGUUGAGGCUGCUGCAGCUGCCUUCAAUUACUUCGGACUGAAGACCAAACAAGCACCUUUGAUCAUAAUAAUGGAGAAAGAUGGCGAAAAGUAUCUCAACGCACAUGUAAAACCUGAUGUUCUUGCUUCAUGGUUGAAGGAUUACAAGGACGGUAAAUUGAAGCCAUAUGUGAAAUCAGAACCAAUCCCUGAGGUUAACGACGAGCCAGUGAAGGUGGUUGUUAGGGACACUCUUCGAGACUUGGUUCUCAACUCGGGCAAAAAUGUAUUGCUAGAGUUCUAUGCACCUUGGUGUGGCCACUGUAAAUCACUAGCUCCAAUUUUGGAUGAAGUAGCUUUGUCAUACGAAAAAGAUUCCGAUGUUCUGAUUGCAAAACUUGAUGCAACUGCAAAUGACAUUCCUAAAGGUGAAUUCGACGUUAAAGGAUUCCCAACUUUGUACUUCAAAUCUGCUUCGGGUAAUUUAUCCCAGUAUAACAGCGAGAGAACAAAAGAAGCCAUCAUUGAAUUUAUUGAGAAGAAUCGUGAUAAGCCUGCUGCUCAGUCGGAAUCUGUGCAAGCUGAUUCCACCACAUCGGAAUCAGUAAAAACAGAUUCAGCAAAAGAUGAGCUAUAAGUGAGUUUUUGGGAUUGUUUGACUCCAUGGAGGACUCAAGUUUUGUUGUGGAUUUGCUGCUUUUUAUGUUAAUCUUUGAGUUUAGGUGCUUUUUGUAUUACAGUUAAAUGGUUGCAUCAUGUGCACCAUUUUAUGUAUCAGUCGUAGCUGAAUCUUGACUAUUAUUAAUAUCAAUUCACAAAUCCUCAACUCAG
Lycium ferocissimum is the source of this 1748-nucleotide messenger RNA. Its product is annotated as protein disulfide-isomerase-like. Gene Ontology annotation, molecular function: protein disulfide isomerase activity. NCBI's taxonomy places the organism in Eukaryota, Viridiplantae, Streptophyta, Magnoliopsida, Solanales, Solanaceae. Gene Ontology annotation, cellular component: endoplasmic reticulum. Gene Ontology annotation, biological process: response to endoplasmic reticulum stress; protein folding. Bases 49 to 1554 code for a protein of 501 amino acids. The record is from RefSeq and is a predicted model, not a curated record. The transcript is spliced from 11 exons.